AUGGACAGCUCAUGGACCAUCGGACGAGUUGGCUCAAUCGACUCAGCCCACAUCCCUAGUGGCAUCAAUUGCAGAGGCGAAAACAUUGCCUUCCUCAAAUGCAAGAAGGACGAUCCCAACCCCGAGAAAUGCCUCGACAAAGGCCACCAAGUCACUCGCUGCGUCUUUGGCCUGUUGAAAGACCUUCAUCAGAGGUGCACAAAGGAGAUGGAUGCUUAUGCCGGUUGCAUGUACUACCAUACAAACGAGUUUGAUUUGUGUCGCAAAGAGCAGAAAGAGUUUGAGAAAACAUGUCCUUUGGGGUGAGUUGGUAGAUGAUACCCAGAAUUCAAUGUUUCAAAUUAUUUAAGCCCAAACUUCAAUGGGCCUGCCUGUAUGGCGGAGAUACUUCCAUUCCAAGCGACUUAAAUUUGGGAAUAAACGGCUUUACCAGGAAUUGCUUUGAGAUCGUAAUCUGAAGAUGAGUCUUGGAAGAUUCUGCCAUAGGGGUUUUGUUGAUUGUAUUGAUUUUGGGUGUCCACGGAUGUGACUGUGGAGGAAGAUUCUAUGGCG
This is a messenger RNA of Camellia sinensis, 552 nucleotides long. The record is from RefSeq and is a predicted model, not a curated record. Lineage: Eukaryota; Viridiplantae; Streptophyta; Magnoliopsida; Ericales; Theaceae.